AUGGACUGGCAAGUCUUUGCUGAAGAGCUGGCACAAAUGCAAUGCAGUCCAGCUGGUCCUCUGAUGGACAUAAAGCUUGUGUCAGGAGAGCUGGAGGAGAUCCACCUGCCUCAUUUCCUGUGUUUGGGAGGUAGCCAGUCUGAUAUGAAAGAUGCUGUGAAGAUUCUGCAUCAGCAGAAUGGUGGAGUGUGUCUGGAGACGUGUGAGCUGAGUCGCUCCCAUGCCAGGCUGUUGAACCCCUCCUUUUCCCUUUUGGGUGUUCUUUUCAGUUCAUUGAAGUCGGUUCUACUACCUAAGAUCCACACAGAUGCUCACGUGUACAGAAGCGGCAUGAAACCCCUCAUUUUCCACAUCUACCUCAUGCCAAGGAAUGCACAACUUAAAAAGCUAGUGGAAGAGCAGGAAAAAUCAGAGAAGUUCAGAGGGGUUUUACUAGAGAGGCCCCGGCCUGUGCGGCCACUGCAGUUGCGCAGCUAUUAUUCCUUAGAGACCAACUGCGAUUCCACUGUUUUACCAGGGGAGUUAGAACUUAGUGAUGACAACUCUGUGACACCAAAUUACUCCAUAGUGCGCGUAGUCCAAGCUGGUAACUUCAAAAUCACCCUGUCGAACUCAGCUCAAAGGGCAGUUUGGCAAGCAGAGAUCCUUGGAAUUGAAUGCUGGCCCCCUCAUCAGGACACCGCACAAACCAGCCAGGGUAUCGUCUCCACCCUCCCCUGUGGAGCUGAUACUACUGACACCAACACUGCUGUCAAUCAAGCUGUGAUCUGCCAAGAGGUUCAGACACCUGAGUGCUCAAGCAGAGGCCUGAAGAGGAAGAAUCUUUGGAGGGACACUGACCAUCUGCCCUUAAUGAACCGGCCGCGCCUGGCCAGGACACAGAGUAUGGACCUCUUCAUUGCGCUUGAUGAGCUGCCGCGUGAGGAUCUGACGCGGUUUAAGGCCUACUUGUCUGAGGAGACCAUGGAAGGCAUUAAGCCCAUUCCCAAAGGACAGCUGGAGACGUGUGGUGCCACAGAGCUGGCCUCUAAGAUGAAGGAGAGAUAUAGGAAAGACGGGGCUGUCAGAAUGACUCUGACCAUCUUGAGGAAAAUGGAGCUCAAUGACCUUGCAGACAGACUAAAGAAGUCCAUCACCUCGUCAGGCCAGUGAGGAGUUCCUCUUUUACCAUUUUCAGGCUGACCAGAACGUUGCUGGUGCCCAUUCCUACACCAGACAUGUCGGGAACUUAAGUGCUUACUUGCGAAGCUCCUGCAUUCACCAGCCUUUGAAGUUUUCCAUAUAUGACUAUUUGUUACCUGGGUGAACAUGCUGACGUCCAUGUUGUCAUCACAGACAUGUUGCAGAGAAAAAAACAACUUUACAGUCCCAAAAUGCUCAGAAUUGCAGUCUGAACAUGCCAUUCAGUUUGAGAU
Messenger RNA from Engraulis encrasicolus (European anchovy), 1415 nucleotides. RefSeq names its product NACHT, LRR and PYD domains-containing protein 1 homolog. The record is from RefSeq and is a predicted model, not a curated record. Lineage: Eukaryota; Metazoa; Chordata; Actinopteri; Clupeiformes; Engraulidae. The coding region runs from base 1 to 1152 and encodes 383 amino acids. The transcript is spliced from 3 exons.